Messenger RNA from Gryllus bimaculatus (two-spotted cricket), 2923 nucleotides. Lineage: Eukaryota; Metazoa; Arthropoda; Insecta; Orthoptera; Gryllidae. The record is from the annotation of a GenBank genome assembly.
ACUGUGCACACCUACACGUACGACGGUCACGGCGGGCCGCCCGUGGGCUACCAUGCGCAGCCGCCGCCCUCCACAGUCACCACCUACAAGUACUCGACGACCAGCUCGAGCUCGGACCGGCGCUACCCGGGCCCCGGCCACGCGCCCGAGGAGCAGCCGCUGCUGCAGCCGCGCCCGUUCCCCACGCCCUCGCCCACGCCGCCCGCGGGCGCGCAGCCGCCCAAGCGCCUCGACGACCUCAUGGCCUCCUUCUCCGACUCCGAGCGCACGGUGACGUCAUCGCGGGACGGCGGACCGCCUCACGGGGUGCCGUCGCCCGCGCCCGCCCCCGCGCCCGCCACCAACGGCGCCGCCGUGGGCUCGGGCGCCGCCGCCAAGGCCAAGGAGGCGGGCCAACUGCAGGUCAAGGACCGCACGCCCACCACCAACGUGGCCGGCCCUCCCGUCUACUACCCACCGGGCGUCGAGAUGUUCGCGCAGCGCGAGGAGGCCUCCAUGCAGAUGAGCGGCGGCGGCGGCAAGGCGAAGGGCAAGUACAAGUACGAGUACGAGAGCAAGGAGAAGAGCAAGAGCAGCCAGAGCCAGGGCGCCGCCGUCGUGCCCGUCUGCCUGCCGCUCUGCUGCGCCAUGCCGUGCGUCAUCAUGUGAACCCCCUCCUCCGCCCCUCUCGCUCUCGCUUUGCACGGCUCUCGCAUUUUGUUGUGUGCCUCCUCUGCUAAGCAGUUCCUUGCUUCGGAAGCGUAGCUCCUCCGGCGAAAAUCAAACUGCCUGACGCCCUUUAAAAGGGCGAGGGAUCGUCCCUAAAUAAAUGAGGGAGUGGGGACGUUUCGCCGAUAUUCGAAAUAUUCGUAGGAAACGAAGACUAGAAAUUGGAGAUUAUGUUCAAAUUGUUUAUAUUAGUUUGUAAAAGUUGCUUGGUUGUAAUUCUUUUAAAAUACAAUUGAGGGUAAUUCAAUGAAUAUAUACACAACAGAAUCAUUCCACGCGUAAGAUUGCAGUAUCUUUCAAUACAUAUGUAAACUGCAAAUUCCAUAAAGAGUGGAGAUUGCCGGAAAAAAAAGAACUUCAGUCUGGCAAAAAAUACUAACUCACGAUUUGGUACAUUAACGAUAGAGUUCUCUCCUAUUUCUAGUGCUGGCAUUAACAAAAAUGGCCUCUUCUUGUCUUUGAGACUGCGGGCAGACUUGGAGUGCUUUUUUCCAAAGCUGCCCGUGGGGACGGUCCGCCCCUCACCCCCUCCCUAUUAGCUACGCUGCUGCCGUUUCCUUUCAAGGUGUUCCACAGCUCAAAACGUUGCGAUGAGAGAGACGUUUACUCAGAUAGGCUGAAUCCCAUUUAUCUCGCUCAACUUCAGUAAUUAGUUUGGAACAAACAUUUGAAACAAGCAAGAUGUAUGGAGUUUGGCCCAUCCAUCUAAAUAUGUUGUGCUCCCAUAAUUGCUGUGCAAUUAAACAGAGGUUUCAUUUAACAUGCCUCUACCUACAUUUUAAAUAUUAUUAUAAGGUCGAUUAAUUAAUGCCGUGUUCUUAAGUGCCACAAAGCGCUAUUUUUACAGCGAUGAAAAUAUAAAUUUAUUUAAUUUGAAGCUGUAAAAUGAAGGUGGUUGAAUCAAGAAAAGUUGCACAAAAAGGUAGAGAAUGUUAUGUAGUGCAACCUGCAGCUAAAUAUUUUUAUUGAAAACCCUGCCCUAAUUUUCACUAAUUACAAAGUAUUAAUAACAAGAUGUCACUGAAAUAUAUCUGUUUAUGUUUACAAAUACAUGAUAGUAAUUAAUAUUUUUAACGGUAAUAAUAUAAACUAAAAAUGAGAUCUGGUAUAUAUUUUUGGAAGAUGCAUUGGUGAUUUUUGUUUCUUCUUUUAUAAAUGCACACUUCAUAUACAGAAAUAACAAUUAAUGUAACAGAUGCAUAUUUAUAUUUUCUUAUGUAUGUGCUAAAGAGAUAUAUUUUGCUUGGUAAUGUUUUGAACAAAAUGUGAUUCUAAGUGAUCAUUUUUUGAUCGACAAUUAAAGCUAAUAAUAAUGAUUAAUUUGAUUUGUAAAGAGUUGUUAAGCUUCACUACAUUUAUUAGUCCUUAUUAAAAUUCAUAACUGUGAAAAAAAUCAAAAAAUUACAAGCCUGAAAACAUUUUAUGUCUUCAUUGGCAAAGAUUCAAAUUUAAUUUUGGAAGUGAUAAAUCUGUAUGCAAAAAUAAAAUUACUUAACGUCAUUACAUAAUCCGUACAAUUGUACAAGGGGUUGGUUUUCUUUAGUGCUCCUUGUCAAUGAGUCCCUUACAAUUAGGAAGAGAAACACGUUAUGAAUUACAUUUUCUCAUAUUAGACAUAUGUUAAACUAUUAAAUAUUGAUGUUAAAAAUCUAUAUUUACAUUAAAAAUGAAGAUGCUGAUAUUCAGUAGAGAGUUAUACUUGUUCACAGGCAGAAGCAAUGUGUUCUAGUUUUUAAGUACAUUCAUUUAAGUACAAAGUACUGAACAUGAUUUUUUCAUCCCUCCAUAAAUGCAAGGAAAUACUCUUUUGUAUUAUACUUUCUACUUAAUUUGAUACGAUGAAAGAAUUGGCAAGAGAUUUUAUGAAUACAAAUCAUGUGCGAUAUAUGUGGAGGUAAACACAUUCUUUGCAUUCAUAUAUUUCUACUAAAUACAUAAAUAUUUACUGUGAUUUUUACCACAAAAGUAGAAAGAAAACCCUUUUGAGAAAUGAAAAGUUUUGCUUUGCGAUGCUGUGUUAAUAGCAGGAAAUGGAAUCUCAUAAAAAUGUGUAUUUUUAAUAUGUAUUUUAAAAUGGAAAACAAAAAUUAUAAAUUUAUAAGAAAUACUUUCUAACAUUUGAUGUUUUAUCACUGAUGUUAUAUUUUCUUGUUUUGUAAAAUAAAGAAAUAAAUGAAAGCAGUGUCACCUGGCAUUGCUUAUUGUAUAUAAUGAA